AUGUUUAUAUUAAUUGUAAGUGCUUUAUUCUUGAUCAUUCAUCAAGGACAAUGUGCCAUGAAAGCAACAGCUACUCUAUAUGCUGAUAAUUCAAUAACGUCUUACGGCAUUUUAACAUUCAAACAAGAGAAUGCUGCUACACCCGUUCGUAUCACUGGUUUACUUUCAGGACUCAAUGCUAGUAGUGCACUUGGUUUUCAUGUUCAUGAAUAUGCAGUCUUAAAAAGUGCGCCUAACUGUAUGGCAGCUGGUGGUCAUUUUAAUCCUUAUAAUACUACUCAUGGUCCUCGUACACCUGAUAUAAGAAAUCGACAUGUUGGAGAUCUUGGAAAUUUAACAACUGAUGCGAGUGGUAAUAUUAAUAUUGAUCUUGAAGAUUCGAUUAUUCAAUUAUAUAAUGCAACACAAUCCAUUAUAAAUCGAACUAUUAUUGUACAUGGAUUUCGUGAUGAUGGUGGUCAAGGAGGAUUUUCAGAUAGUACUACAACCGGAAAUGCUGGUGCUCGAAUUCUUUGCGGUCUUAUUCAAACAUCAAAUGCAUUGAUUAUUAAACCAACUAUGUUCAUACAUUAUAUAGCAAUAAUGAUUGUCAUUAUAAUAUUUUUUUAA
Molecule: messenger RNA, 609 nt
Organism: Rotaria sordida
Lineage: Eukaryota; Metazoa; Rotifera; Eurotatoria; Philodinida; Philodinidae
Source: the annotation of a GenBank genome assembly